AUGUCAACCGCAGAACUCGCCUCCUCUUACGCAGCCCUCAUCCUCGCCGAUGAGGGUCUCGAGAUCACCGCCGACAAACUCCAAACCCUCAUCUCCGCCGCAAAAGUCCCCGAUGUCGAACCAAUCUGGACAUCCCUCUUCGCCAAAGCCCUCGAGGGCAAAGAUGUCAAGGAUUUGUUGACGAACGUGGGUUCCGGAGGUGGUGCUGCGCCUGCAGCUGCCGGAGGUGCUGGUGCGGCGGCUGGUGGGGAUGCGGCGCCGGCUGCUGAGGCUGCGAAGGAGGAGAAGGAGGAAGAGAAGGAGGAGUCCGACGAGGAUAUGGGAUUCGGACUUUUCGACUAA
Molecule: messenger RNA, 342 nt
Organism: Pseudocercospora fijiensis CIRAD86
Lineage: Eukaryota; Fungi; Ascomycota; Dothideomycetes; Mycosphaerellales; Mycosphaerellaceae
Exons: 3
Coding region: 1-342 (113 amino acids)
Biological process (GO): cytoplasmic translation; translational elongation
Cellular component (GO): cytosolic large ribosomal subunit; ribosome
Molecular function (GO): protein kinase activator activity; structural constituent of ribosome; ribonucleoprotein complex binding
Source: RefSeq, a predicted model, not a curated record